ACAUCAACCACAAAGGGUGCACAGAGAGAAUGGAAACUUCCUGUUUGGCUCGUGAUGUGUUCUGUUACGCCGAAGGUUGAAUUUGCCAUUCUGGCUACACACGCCAUACUUGCAAAAAAGCAGCGGCCUUGCCGUUUUCAACAGCAUUUCUAUUGUGUGAAGACUUAGAAUACAACAGAUGGAGAUUUUUAUGACAUCUGUGACUCUCUUAAGUCUCUGUCUCUUUCAUAGCAGCCUAUCUGAAACCCAGUGCAUAUGCAAAGGUAAUCUACCACCAAUUCAACAUGUGGCAUUGAACAGCAAUGUUACCAUACCCUGCCCCGUACUCAGUGCGCCAGAAAUGGUCUUCAAAUUAUAUAAAGGCUCAGUAGAGAUUGAUUAUAUCAGCAGUAAUAAUAACAACAACAGCCUGAGGAGAGCUUCCCCUGCCAUUUUCAAUGUUAAUUAUACGAAUAACAGUACCAGUUUUAUCCUGAACCGUGUAACGAUGAAUACUACAGCCCUGUACACUUGUGAGGCCGAGAGAAUCUUUCCUCCUCCAUUUCAGAAAGUGGAGCACAAACCACAAACUAUUGUGUUUGUUGAAGGGAGACCAGUUAAACCACGUGUCGUCUGUCAACAUGUUUAUCAACCGGCUUUUUGGGUGCUAGGAGUCUUGACCAUAUAUGGGCUGGUAAUGACUUGCAUCGUUUUCUUUCUGCGGAUCAAGUUGAGUCAAACUGAUACUCCCUUCAAGGACAAGGAAUGCAGACGGAAGUGGCAGGGGGUUCAACAUCCAGCCUGGCAGGGCUUUUACACAGACACUGUAGCAUGAGACUAUCUGGCAACAUUUAACAAACCCUGCCAAGAACAACCACUAAAACAUCACAUCAGACAAUGAUGUUUUAAAACAGGCACACUGCAUUCUGAGAAAAAUCUAACUGCAUUUUUAUGUAUUAUAUUUUCAUUUAACCCACUAUUAAAUGUAGCCAAAAUGUUGUUAGCUUUGUUA
Onychostoma macrolepis is the source of this 991-nucleotide messenger RNA. RefSeq lists its product as uncharacterized. The transcript has 4 exons. Gene Ontology annotation, biological process: regulation of T cell proliferation; T cell receptor signaling pathway. Bases 179 to 814 code for a protein of 211 amino acids. The record is from RefSeq and is a predicted model, not a curated record. Gene Ontology annotation, cellular component: external side of plasma membrane. NCBI's taxonomy places the organism in Eukaryota, Metazoa, Chordata, Actinopteri, Cypriniformes, Cyprinidae.